UAACGCCGUAUCCCUCAACACACCCAUGGCCAAAUCCAAGAACCAUACCGCCCACAACCAGACCAGAAAGGCCCACAGAAAUGGCAUCAAGAAACCCAAAUCCAAUCGCACAGUUUCAUUGAAGGGUGUUGAUUCCAAGUUCCGUCGUAAUGCUCGGUUCGCUUUGGUCGGAUCCCGCCGCGCACGCCAAGAACAAAAAGCUUCUGCAUCGUAACAUCAACUAGGCCUUACUGUAUCAGUAGAGAGUCCCGG
Marasmius oreades (fairy-ring Marasmius) is the source of this 252-nucleotide messenger RNA. It is a transcript of the gene RPL29, whose product is annotated as 60S ribosomal protein L29. The record is from RefSeq and is a predicted model, not a curated record. Bases 26 to 214 code for a protein of 62 amino acids. The transcript has 5 exons. Gene Ontology annotation, cellular component: cytosolic large ribosomal subunit; ribosome. Lineage: Eukaryota; Fungi; Basidiomycota; Agaricomycetes; Agaricales; Marasmiaceae. Gene Ontology annotation, biological process: cytoplasmic translation. Gene Ontology annotation, molecular function: structural constituent of ribosome.